AUGAGCGGAAUCACGGUACAGCUCGUGUUUGCCUUUAUUGGCACGCGCGUGCCAUACUUCAUCCCGGAGGCGACGACCGCAGCGAGUUCUCCUGCGCGUUCCCCGUUUGGCAACGCGCCUUCUGUUUCGUUUAACGCGCCAGCACCAUCGUCGCUGCGCGCGGACUCUACUGGGACAUCCCCAAGUCUUCCAUGCAUUCUGACAAACCAGUUCACGGCACAUAGACUGCUGUCCCGCCUGGCAAAGUCUCUGGAGCCCUCCCUGCAGGCCACAGCGACAGCCGAGGACGCCACUACCGAGUUUACCAGGCCAUCGCCGACGUUCUCCUCGCCGUUCCACAAGCCCCCGACAUUUGAGCUCUUCGACUACGCUAGCCUCAACCCGCUCGAGGACAAGGCGGUGCUGCACGACGAGCAAGUCCUGCUGGUGCUCUGCGACACCGCCACUACGACACAACUUGUGGAGGUACUUCAGCUGGAGUGGUUGGAGGUCUACAGCGGGGUACACCACCCACACCACCACAGCCGCUCCUCAUCCACACUUGCCCUGCCGCAUAAGACAGACAUGGCGGUUUGCACGACCGAGGAGAAGCUGAGGAAUGUGGUGCAUGCGCAGCAGGCACUUUGCAAGCCUGUCGCGCUUCACCUCUCCCUUUUAGCGAAGGAGUUGGCGUCACGCGAGGCGACGCUGGCGACGCAGAAAGAGCAGCUAUCGCAGCUUCGAUCCUCCAUAACAGCGGUCGUUGCUACUGCUGGCUCUUUUACGCGAAGCGGAAGCGACUACGCCUCAUCACAAAUGUCGCCUGAUCGGGCUGCCUCAUUUCCACUAUUGACAGAGCUGGAGCCGAGUCUAGCCUUAGAACUAGCACGGAGUACCACUGAUUCCGCACAUCUUCAGAAGGUAGAAGCACCACUGGCGUUCUGCGACGCGCGAUUGCGCGCAGUCGAAACCCUGCUGCAGCGCGCCGCAAAACACCGUGUCAAGCUGUUGGAGCUCGCCGCUGGUGAACGUGCCACAGAAGAGGCGUUCGAGAGUGGCCCUGUCAGUCGUGCCUGCGCAGAAUACCUCGAGCGCGCCGAACAGGACCGCAGCGCAGCAGAGGCCAUUAUUACGGAUUAUCAGGUUGAGAUGACUCGUCAGCUGAAGGUAGUACGGCAACUGAUCACCUACAUCACCCAAGUGAGGAGACUGUUGAGCAAAGCCAAGCAUGACAUGGGCGUAGUCGAGCUGAUCCUUUCACGACUGUCUUUGACGGGCUUGCGACCUCGGCUAAUGGAAGAGGCGGAGGCGCUGCUGUGUCGCCGUGUCAUCCUACGACGGGCUGCCCGUCGCCAAAUGCUCCUAUUACAAGAGACAGAGUUUGUUGGGCUGCAGCAAGACCUGGAGACCUUCUCGCAACGGACGGAGGUGCAGAAAGUGCUUCCUGAGAAAGUGCGCUGGUAUCUGCGGGCGCCACUGCCCACUCUUCUGCCGGAGGAAGACCCCGUCGCCACGCUGCUUGACCAUGCCCUAAUUGACCGCGAGGAGGAUGAGGCACAAGAGCUGGUGGAGAAGACGCGCGUGUGCACGGCAGACUCCUCGGAUCCGGCAAAAAAUGCACUGCAAAUCAGUAAAGUGUUGCUGCCGGUAGAGCGACUCACACGGAGUUUGGAGGAGGCCCGUGCGAGUGUUGCGCAGUACAAGAGUCGUGUGGAGGAGUUGGAGGAGAAACUAAAAAUGUACGAGGCUGCCGAUGCGCUCUCGUCACCGCUGCUGCAGGAUAGUGUUGUCAAGUCGUCAUCCAUGGAAACCCAAGCUGGAGGAGCAUCGGGUAAAGAAAGUUAG
Molecule: messenger RNA, 1824 nt
Organism: Leishmania braziliensis MHOM/BR/75/M2904
Lineage: Eukaryota; Euglenozoa; Kinetoplastea; Trypanosomatida; Trypanosomatidae
Exons: 1
Coding region: 1-1824 (607 amino acids)
Source: RefSeq, a predicted model, not a curated record